Molecule: messenger RNA, 1755 nt
Organism: Aureobasidium uvarum
Lineage: Eukaryota; Fungi; Ascomycota; Dothideomycetes; Dothideales; Saccotheciaceae
Source: the annotation of a GenBank genome assembly
AUGCUGAAGGGUUUGUUAUCAGGCAACGGCGGUGUGGAUUUUGACCGUUUGACAAAGUCCAAAACGGCCGAAGACCUCUUCGCUCGCGCAAAGGACGAGAGCGCAGCCGGCGCUCUGACCAUCUUGCAGCAACUCUCAGCUAAGCCAAAUGCCGAAGAUCAACCGCAGGCUGAUACCAAGCGCCGUCUCCUUGCUGAUAUGAUGCUGAAUAUGGCUCGUAAGCAACAGGCUGAGGAAGGUAAGGAUAACGAGAAUAUUGCGUCUCUUGUCUUGUCUAUGGUGCCAUUUGGCUAUGCCGACGCUGCGGCUGGUGCUCUCAAAGCAUCCCCUCCGUUGUCUGAAGCAAGCCAAGAAAUGUUCCGUUCGCGUCUCAUUUCCUGUCUCAACCACAUUCUCUCUGCUCGUCUGGAUCCAGAGUUCACGAUUCUUGAGAGAGUCGUCGAAGAAGUCAAGACAACUGAUGCUACAUCUAAGACCGGUCUGCGAACCAAGGCCGAUCAGGAGAUCGUGGACAAUUUGGAAAAGGCUCACAAGACCUUAAAAGCUCUGAAGAAGCUUGAAACAAAGCAGAAAGACAGCAAGAAAGCACCUCUACGUGCUUUCAAGGCCUUGUAUGCGCUCUCCAUAUUGCUUGUCUACAACGGUGAGGCUGAUGUCGUUCCCGUUCUGGAAGACUUGGAGUUGUGCUACCAAGCAUGGAAGAAGAGUGAAGACGCUUCUGUCAUGCUUGUUGAGAUUCUGCUCAGCUUCAUCUCCAAGCCCUCUGCUGUCUACCGUAAGAUUGCCCAACAGGUAUUCGAAGCCUUUUCUUCGCAGCUCGAUGCUGAAGGUCUGCAAUCAAUGCUCGACAUCCUUGACAAGUCAGAGAACCUCAGCGGCCAGCAAGAGCUCUUUGAGCAAGCUGAUGACGCCGAGGAAGACGGUGAGUCAGGGUCCGAUGAGGAUGCUUCUGACGUCGAGAUGAUAGACGGCGAGGACGAUAGCGACGUCGAGGUCGACAGUGAUGUUGAGGUUGUUGAAGGCGCCGAGUCUGACGCCUCUGGGGACGACUCAGAUGAAGAAGUCGAUGCCGAAGACGCCGAUCUUGAAGACUUCGAGAACAAACUUGCACUUGCACUGAAGACACAAAAGCCUACAGAGGACGACUCGGACUUUGAUGAGUCGGACAUGGACGACGAUCAGAUGAUGGCGUUGGAGGGUCACCUUACGACUAUCUUCACAGAACGCAAGAAGAACACGAGCAACAAGAAGAAGGACAACAAAGACGCCAAAGAGAACAUUGUCAACUUCAAGAACCGUGUUCUCGACCUCUUGACUAUCUUCGCCAAACAGGAGCACUCCAACAAAUUGACUCUGGAUCUGGUCUUACCAAUGAUCACGUUGAUCAGAACAACCACUAGCAAGCAGAUUUCGGACAAGGCUUUCGGCUUAUUGCAACAAUUCUUCGGAGCUUGCAACAAGACCAAGCAGUUCCCCGAAGCCGAUGAAGCAUCCGAAGUUCUCGCCCUCCUCCAUUCCGUCCACGAUGAAAUCCGAGCCAACGCUUCUAAGUUGCACAGCAACGCCUGCAGUCGCUCGAGUUUGUUCCUCGCCAAGAUCCUGGUUAACCUGGACCCUAAGCAUUACUCGGACGUUGCCGACUGUUACAGCAACCUCCAGAAGGAAUGGUACGCCGACCCGAAGUCGCAAAUCCAACCCAGUGUUUUCACCGAAUGGACCUCGUGGAGCAUCACCACGAAGAAGCACAACAACUGA